Xiphias gladius (swordfish) is the source of this 3284-nucleotide messenger RNA. Its product is annotated as TRPM8 channel-associated factor homolog. The transcript is spliced from 12 exons. The coding region runs from base 114 to 2870 and encodes 918 amino acids. Lineage: Eukaryota; Metazoa; Chordata; Actinopteri; Istiophoriformes; Xiphiidae. The record is from RefSeq and is a predicted model, not a curated record.
AAGUUUCUCUCUUUCGUCCCAUCAGAUAGUUCUGUUUGGAAAACUGCUGUGCCUCGAUCGAACUACAUAUCCAGAAGACCAAAUUAACUUUCAGAGCAUCACUUGUACUCACCAUGUCAACUCAGCUCAUCCAGUCCUACCAUGAAGGGGCCUACAGCUCUCUGAUGAGAGGCUUGAAAAAGCUGGACCUCCGCGGCUCCUGUGUUCCCAGCAACCUGGUGCUGACUGGAGACCAUGCCUUUCCUUUAGCCAUGAAUAGCCGAGGCCAAGUCCUGAUGGCUGCCUCUCUGUAUGGCCGUGGAAGGAUUGUGGUCCUGGGUCAUGAGGGCUACCUCACCGCCUUCCCUGCUCUAGUAGAGAACGCUCUGACCUGGCUGAGAGGAGAUGGAUCUGACAACCUGUCUGUGGGGGUCCACAAGAACGUCAAGGCAGUUGUUGAUAACCUCAGCAAAUCCAGCUUCCAAGCCAAUGUUGUGGAGGCCUUUGGUGACAAUCUUGGGGUCGGUGUGUAUGUGACAGAUGCCUACAGUGUAGGUGCAGACCCAAAGGACCUGGUGGCAUUUCUGAAAGCUGGAGGAGGAGUGUUAAUAGCAGGUCAGGCAUGGAGCUGGGCUUCAAAGCAUCCUAAGAAGAACACGCUGCUUCAGUUUGAAGGGAAUAAGGUGUCUGGUUUGGCAGGGAUCUACUUCUCUGAGCAUCAGGGUGAGGUCGAGUGCCUGCCUGUGUAUCCUCAGAUCCCAUCCUCCUGGUUGGCUUUAAAAGUCCGUAAGGAUUUUGAGGAUGACUUGGAGUUCUUACUCCAGGGGGUUUCAGAGUUUGACCUCCAGGGUAAUUUAUUGGCUUCUGAAGCUCUGGUCCACGGCCCGCUAGCCUUUCCCAUUGGGACCACAGAAGAUGGACGGGUGUUCCUUGCAGGAACCUACUAUGGGCAGGGACGGGUCAUUGUGGUGACUCAUGAAGGACUUCUUGGACGCGAGACAAUGGCUCCACUCUGGAACAACGCCAUCCACUGGUUGGAUCAAGGCCGGAAGGGGGUCGUUGGUUGUGUGCCAGGACUCAACGCCGUCCACAAGUCAGGGUUAAAGUGUGAGAAGACAAAGUUCAGGGAAGACCUGAGUGUAUUUGUGUGUACAGCAUACAGCGGUGACCAUGUGGAGGAAAUCCAAGACUUUGUAGCAGCGGGAGGAGGCCUGCUGAUUGGUGGGCAUGCCUGGUACUGGGCACAGACAUAUGGUGGGCAAAACCCAAUGACAGAUUUCUCAGGAAACAAGAUCCUGAACAAAAUGGGCUUGAGCCUGUUGGAGACAACAAUUAGUGCAGGUUCCUACAAGGUCCCCGUGCCUCGCGAGGCCGUGAAAGACACCCUCCACUUCCGCUAUCUUCUGCGUCGGUUUGCUGGUCAUAUUACCCAGGGCAAAGAACUUACCCUGCAUGAAAAGGAACACCUUAAAAAACUGGACAUGGAGUGUGCCAGCUUCUUGAACAUGAAGGCUUAUGACAGCUUCGCCUACACACAGAUAUUGUCCAUCCUCACUGACAUAUUCAAGAAGUCGGGCAUGCCACAGGCGAGUGAGCAGAACCCUGUGAAGAAUCCCAAAGACCGCCUACUCCUCAAUGUGGGGUCAGAGUUAUACAGAGUUUCCCCUGAUCCUGAUGCCCUCCUGCCCUACCUCAUCAAGCACAAUCCCGAGGUGCCUUUGGUCCAUAUCCAAACGAUAAGGAUCAAUGCUGACGCAGCAGAAGAGACGAAGUGGAUUAGUACAGGUCUGUACCUCCCUCCUGGUAUGAAGACCGAGAUGAUCAUGCCAGCAGAGAUGGUCAACAAGAGAUGGAUGAUCCAGAUAGGCUGUCAAACAGACUACUUGAGAGCUGAAGAGUUGAAGAGAGCACCACGUGUUUAUGAGAAAUUUCCUAUUACCAAAGAAAAGAUGCAGGUGUGGAACCUGUGGGGGGGACUCAUCUACCUGGUGGCUCCACCUGACUCAAAGGUGGAGGGGGCAGAGGUUAUAGUGCAGACAGCUGCUACUGCUCCUUAUUACAAGUCCGGUGAGACAACCUCAGCUGACUGGUCCUUGCUGCGCACUGCUCCCUCACCCUGGGCAGAAUUGGAGUUUGACAACAUCAUCCUCACUGUACCAUCAGAUUUUGUUCGGGACAUGGAGCGUCCUGACUUGGUGGCAGACCUUUGGAAUGACAUCAUGAAAGCUGUCGCAGAUCUGGCUGUCAUACCACCCAAAUUUCCCCGCAAAGAACGCAUUGUAGCAGAUGUGCAGAUUUCACAUGGUUGGAUGCAUGCAGGCUAUCCUAUCAUGAUAUACACGUCUGCAGGAGCUCAUAUGGUUAAACCAGAUGAUAUCAGGGCCAAAGGAAUGUGGGGACACAUUCAUGAACUGGGACACAACCAGCAGAGACGCUGCUGGGAGUUCCCAUCACACACCACGGAGGCCACAUGUAACCUGUGGUCUGUGUAUGUGCAUGAAGAGGUGCUUGGGAUCAACAGGACAAAGGCUCACCCAGCUAUGACUUUAGAAAGUCGAAAGAAACGAACAGAGGAGUAUGCUAAGGGGGGCAAGAAACUCAGCAACUGGUCAAUGUGGGUGGCCCUGGAGACAUAUAUGCAGCUCCAGGAAAAGUUUGGCUGGGAUGCCUUUAAGAAGGUGUUUGCUGCCUACCAUGAGAUGAGCAACUUUCCCGGAGACAACAUGAAAAAGAUGAACCUGUAUGCUGAGAAGUUCUCCCAGACUGUGGGGAUGAACCUGUGUGGAUUCUUCAAGUCCUGGGGCUGGCCCAUUGAAACAGCCACUGAAGAGAAACUCUCCAGCCUGCCUCCCUGGAAGGACCACCCCAUGGUCCAGUACGACUGUACUUAAGACUGCUGAUGAUUAAAGUGCAGAGGGAUGGGUAUUAGUUGAUAAUCAGUAAUUAACUAUAUGUGUAACUGGGUUGAUUUUUGUUAUUGUAGUAGUGAUUUCAAAUAAUAAUGAAAAUAAUUGAUAAAUUGUAUCCUAAUCAAGAAAAUGCAUUUAUUUGGCACAAAUCUACUGUUUAAUGUUGAGCAUGAGAUUACUGAAGAAAAGAAAAAAGUUCAGUGCUGAAAGAAGGGGAACUUCUAAGAAAGUUGAAAGAAGAGUUAAUGGUCCAGAAAAAUGAAGUCAUUCAGUUCAUAACAAUUCUAUUAAUGUACUUCUUCACAUCCGUAGUGCUGGUGACUCUUCUCCUGACUCUUAGGAUGCUGAAAUUGAAAGUUAGAUGAGACUGCAUCACUCUAAAGCAAGAGCUCUCUA